Messenger RNA from Mya arenaria, 2077 nucleotides. RefSeq lists its product as uncharacterized. The coding region runs from base 71 to 1690 and encodes 539 amino acids. Lineage: Eukaryota; Metazoa; Mollusca; Bivalvia; Myida; Myidae. The record is from RefSeq and is a predicted model, not a curated record. The transcript is spliced from 9 exons.
UGUCACAUUUAUUAAACGAGAUGAGCACAUAAAGAUCACUUUGUUGCAUGGAUCGUUACCUCUUAAGGCAAUGGCUGGCUUAGAUUCUGUCACAACUGUGUAUGUAGGAAAUUUAAAGACCAGUGCAAGAAUUUUAGAGCUAAAAUCGAAUCUAUUGUGGUUGAUUAGUAAACUGUUGAAGGUUUCCAUAACUUCAAGUGAUAUCAGCAUUGUAAAUGGAUCCAAACGGUACGCUAUUAUUGACGUGCACAAUGAGCAAAAUGUUGAAUUUAUACUUCAAAACUUGUCGGAUCAUGCAGACAGGCGUAAAUUAAACUUCAAUUUCGAGACAAUAGUUCAACCUGAUAACUACCUCCAUGUUGAUACCCUGAAAUCUCAAGAUGAGAAGCAAGCGAGGGAUGAUUUCGAAAAUGCCAAAAAUCCUCUGCGUCCAUUUCAAAAACCUCACCUGCAUGUCCGAAAAAGACCGGACUAUGGCAGAGUUAUACCGCUUAAGUCAAUGACCCCAGGUCACACUGGGCGGAGUUCAAGACAAAGUUCAGACACUCAGCGCAGCAGGAACCCACCGUCAGAGCCUCCGACAGAUCUAGAUGUGACGCUGGAUGAUUAUCCGGUUGACAGAGACAGGAGCCCUCAUGGAAAGAAUGUCGGGGAAGCUAUUAACAGAGAGAUCAACAUGGUUCCAUUCGAUGACUCAACUCUGAAGGAUGACAGUGAUGACUCGGGAACGCAGGUCGACCUUGUACACAAUCGGACGAUAUCAUCCAUACAUGGGGAGGGAGACGAUGAACAAUCAGAAAACUCAGAGUAUGAGGAUCCACCUGGAUCAGUUAUCGACCUGCGACACGUGAGCCGACCAUCAGUGAAAGGGAAGAUAACUCCCAGGAUUCAUAGACGUGUCCAGAAACAGUCAGCGCGUGAAACGUCUUCAGUGAGCAGAAAAGACUUCUUUGCUUUCCUGGAUGCUCAAAUAGCUGGAAAUGAUACCGGUCAUUCAAAGACCCAUAAUGGGAAUACACAUGUGGAUGAAGAGUCUGGUACCCCGUACUAUAAGCCAGGGGAGGUUGUAUACAACCAUGAUCUCAGUAAGGAAUUUAAGGCGUAUCUAGAUGGGAAAUACACACUCAAGAAGAUACACGACUACGUGGCACGGUGUGUGUGCGGCUUCAUGAACUCACGGGAGAGAGGCAUGUUGCUUAUCGGCGUAGAUCGGCGAGGCCAUGUAGUUGGAAUAGACUGUGAUACAAAACAAGAGGAACGAUAUCGCCGCCAUUUUCUUGAAGCAGUAAAGGAGAUUUUUCCUCCAGUAUUUGGUGAAGAGUAUUCCAUACACUUUGCACCGCUCCUGGAGGAAAAUGGACGCCAACAUCCAAGCCUGAAGGUGAUAGAGAUCCGGGUGUUUCCCCCCGAGUCUCAGGAGCUCCUUUACGAGUGCAGUGAGGGCGUGUUUGUUAGGAGAAAUGGGAGCCUAACAGGGCCAAUCAAAGCAAGCCACAUACAGGAGUGGAUCAAGCAGAAGCACAUGGAAACAUUUGACCGCUACGAGUCGAAGGAGCAGUUUCUUAAGAAUGAGAACGAGAAGAAAGAUGACAUGAUCCGACGGCAGGCCGACACCAUCAUGGCACAGAGGAGCCAAAUUGAGAGUCAGAAACAGGUAAUAGAAGGAGGCAAGUCAUGUACAAUUUUGUGAUGAAAAGGAUGAAACACUACUGUCCAAUGAAACUACUGGAAACAAGCUGCGAUAGUGUAGUCGUAGCGGCCACAGUUUGCAUGAAAGAACAUGAACUUGAGUAAUAGGAAUAUCAAAUAAUAAGAUGACCAAAAUAACUCAGGCAGUACUUUUGUGUCGUUGACAUUUAUCAAAGUAUCAUACCUACAUGUUGGUACACAUAAGGUGCAGUUGGCAGUAAUUUUAAAUGUUGAUGCCUGGCAACACCACACUAUCAUUUGAAAGGUUAUUCUGUACUGAUACUAAUCAUGUUACAUAUAUGACCAAAAGAAUAUUAUAGAUAAGGUAAAUGCAAUUUUGUGAUUUAUUUCAACUGGAAUUAAACAUGAAAUUACCAAUUUUAAAAUC